This is a messenger RNA of Anopheles bellator, 948 nucleotides long. It is a transcript of the gene eIF6, whose product is annotated as eukaryotic translation initiation factor 6. Gene Ontology annotation, cellular component: preribosome, large subunit precursor; cytosol; nucleolus. The record is from RefSeq and is a predicted model, not a curated record. Bases 48 to 785 code for a protein of 245 amino acids. The transcript has 3 exons. Gene Ontology annotation, molecular function: ribosomal large subunit binding. Gene Ontology annotation, biological process: assembly of large subunit precursor of preribosome; ribosomal subunit export from nucleus; cytosolic ribosome assembly. NCBI's taxonomy places the organism in Eukaryota, Metazoa, Arthropoda, Insecta, Diptera, Culicidae.
GCAAAGCAAUAUUCCACAGCAGUAAGCGUGAUCACAUUUCAACAGUUAUGGCAUUGCGCGCUCAGUUCGAAAACAAUGACGAUAUCGGUGUGUUUAGCAAACUGACCAACUCGUACUGCUUGGUCGCGAUCGGAGGAUCAGAAGCUUUUUACAGUGUCUACGAAUCAGAACUUGCGGACGUUAUUCCUGUGGUACACGCAAGCAUUGCUGGAUGCCGCAUAAUAGGCCGGUUGUCGGUUGGAAAUAAGAAUGGGCUCGUUGUUCCAAACAGUACCACAGACGUCGAAUUGCAACACUUGCGAAACUCCCUCCCAGACUCGGUAAAAAUUCAUCGGGUUGAGGAACGCCUUUCGGCGCUGGGAAAUGUGAUUGCUUGCAAUGACUACGUAGCUUUGGUGCAUCCGGACAUCGAUAAGGAAACGGAAGAAAUCGUUGCCGACACACUCGGCGUAGAGGUUUACCGCCAGAUCGUCGCCAACAAUGUACUGGUGGGAGCGUACUCCGUGCUGAGUAAUCAGGGCGGGUUGGUGCACCCCAAAACACCUAGCCAGGAUCUGGAUGAGCUGGCGUCGUUGCUACAGAUUCCACUGGUGGCUGGCACGGUGAACCGGGGCAGUGAAGUGCUUGCAGCGGGCAUGGUUGUAAACGAUUGGUGUGCGUUCUGCGGCUUAUCGACGACAUCGACGGAACUGUCCGUGGUGGAAAGUGUGUUCAAACUUAACGAAGCGCAACCAACCAAUGUGACCAACAACCUCAGGGCAUCACUAAUUGAAGCUAUGUCGUAAAACUGCAACCAGUUAUAGAGAAGCAGAAAGAGAGACCAGCCACCAUCGGUUUGGCUGGCGAUCUAAUUCUUACGGUGAGUGGAUGAAAAAGCAGAAUGUUAAAACUAACCACGAACACGAAAACGGUGGCGAAUUGCAAGAUACAAUAUAAAUGUAUACAAGA